AGUUCCCUAAGCACCAGACCCUGACGAGCGAGAGCCCACACGGGGACUCAGACAGUAUUUCAGAGAAAGUCAUAAAUCGCUUCCAUGAAGUCACCCUCAGCCCCACUCGCGGAAAAUUCAGCGUGUGAGUGAAAUGACGGAGAAGAUGUGACACACGGCGGACUCUGACCCUGGGAGGCCAGAGACGAGGCGAGAAUCCGGAGGAGCCACCAGCCGGAGGCCGACAUUCCCAUGCAGCCCGGCCGCCAGAGGGGCCGUGGGCGACAGGGGGCUGGGCGCUCUUCGGAUCCGGCCCAUUCGUCAAAAGGAGACACUCGGACAAAGUGGGCCCCUCUCCUUCUCCCUUCUCCCCGCCCCCGCCCUCCUCUCUGCUCCCUCUGUUUUAACGGGCAGUUCAGGCUCUACCCCCACCCCACCCCCGCCCCCAAACCAGGUCGAGGUGAGGAUUAGAAAAGAGGGAAGAAAAGAUACUCGUUGGCGAUUUCUUUUCGUUAUUGGUUCUCGGCUCCCUUGCGCCGCGGCCCCCUUCCCUUCUCAUAAAUAAAAGAAAAGUCCGAACCUAUCAGAUCCCGUCCGCUGCCUCCUCCUCCUCCUCCUCCUCGCACUCCGGCGGCGCACUUUUGCACAACUUACCCAGAGAACCACUCGCCCCCUCGCCUUCCCUCGUCACCCCGUCGCCUCCCCUCAAGCCCCGAAACCUGAGAGGCACCUUCGUCCCUCCCGGAGGGUUCUGGGGGCGGGGGUGUGAAAGCGGGUGUGCAGGGGAGUAGCGAGUGUGGUCUGGAGAAAGGCGUGGACGGGAGUGCGGAGAGGAGGGGGGAGCGUGAGCGAGAGAAUAAAUAUAUAAAUAAAUACGGAAAAGAAUCCACCCCGCAGCCUCUCCGGCUCAGAACUUCGGCCGGGAGCGGGGAGCGCGAGGGCGCGGCGCUCGCCAGUCCCAGGCUGGGGCCCGGACUCCGGCCGCGUGCCCCGGGUCUGCCCGGCGCGGCCGCCCGCACAACUUCUGGCCGAGCGGAGCGGGCACAGGCGCACUUGGGGUUGGUGUGUUUGUUUGUUUGAACUUCCUCGUCGCCACCUUCCCUCCCCCCAACCUCCGCCUCCACCUCGCCCCCCUCCCCAGCUUCUGGACGCGCAGACUGCAGGCGGGGGUAGGGGGGUGGGGGUAGGCAGCGUGUAGGGAGGGGAGCGAGAAGAGGUUUUAAAAAAAAAAAAGGAGAAGAAGAAGAAGGAAAGAAAGAGAUCGCAGCAGGGGUGAAGGGAACGGACGGGAAGCGAUUUUUGCCGACUCCGGAUUCGUCCCCCGCGGGCGCGAGAAUGGCGGCCCUUCCCGGCAGCGUACCGAGGAUGAUGCGGCCGGCUCCCGGGCAGAACUACCCACGCACCGGGUUCCCUCUGGAAGUGUCCACCCCGCUGGGCCAAGGCCGGGUCAAUCAGCUUGGUGGGGUCUUCAUCAAUGGGCGACCCUUGCCUAACCACAUCCGCCACAAGAUCGUGGAGAUGGCCCACCACGGCAUCCGGCCCUGCGUCAUCUCCCGCCAGCUGCGCGUGUCCCACGGCUGCGUCUCCAAGAUUCUCUGCCGCUACCAGGAGACCGGGUCCAUCCGGCCCGGGGCCAUCGGCGGCAGCAAGCCCAGACAGGUGGCGACCCCGGAUGUGGAGAAGAAGAUUGAGGAGUACAAGAGGGAAAACCCGGGCAUGUUCAGCUGGGAGAUCCGGGACCGGCUGCUGAAGGAUGGGCACUGUGACCGCAGCACCGUGCCCUCAGGUUUAGUGAGUUCGAUUAGCCGCGUGCUCAGAAUCAAGUUCGGGAAGAAAGAGGAGGACGACGACGCGGACAAGAAAGAGGACGACGGCGAGAAGAAAGCCAAACACAGCAUCGACGGCAUCCUGGGCGACAAAGGGAACCGGCUGGACGAGGGCUCAGACGUGGAGUCGGAACCGGACCUGCCUCUGAAGCGCAAGCAGCGCCGCAGCCGGACCACGUUCACGGCCGAGCAGCUGGAGGAGCUGGAGAAGGCCUUCGAGAGGACGCACUACCCCGACAUCUACACCCGCGAGGAGCUGGCGCAGAGGACCAAGCUGACUGAGGCGCGUGUCCAGGUCUGGUUCAGUAACCGCCGCGCCCGCUGGCGUAAGCAAGCUGGAGCCAACCAGCUGGCAGCGUUCAACCACCUUCUGCCAGGGGGCUUCCCUCCCACCGGCAUGCCCGCGCUGCCCCCCUACCAGCUGCCGGACUCCACCUACCCCACCACCACCAUUUCCCAAGAUGGGGGCAGCACUGUGCACCGGCCCCAGCCCCUCCCGCCGUCCACCAUGCACCAGGGGGGGCUGGCUGCGGCCGCGGCAGCCGCGGAUACCAGCUCUGCCUACGGAGCCCGCCACAGCUUCUCCAGCUACUCCGACAGCUUCAUGAACCCAGCGGCGCCCUCCAACCACAUGAAUCCUGUCAGCAACGGCCUGUCCCCUCAGGUGAUGAGCAUUCUGAGCAACCCCAGCGCGGUGCCGCCGCAGCCGCAGGCCGACUUCUCCAUCUCCCCGCUGCACGGCGGCCUGGACUCGGCCCCCUCCAUCUCGGCCAGCUGCAGCCAGCGGGCGGACUCCAUCAAGCCCGGGGACAGCCUGCCCACCUCCCAGUCCUACUGCCCACCCACCUACAGCACCACCGGCUACAGCGUGGACCCCGUGGCUGGCUACCAGUACGGCCAGUACAGCCAGACUGCUGUUGAUUACCUGGCCAAAAACGUGAGCCUCUCCACGCAGCGCCGCAUGAAGCUCGGGGAGCACUCCGCGGUGCUGGGACUCCUGCCGGUGGAGACUGGCCAGGCCUACUAGGGCCCCUGGGGCGACUUGCCCCACCCCACGCCCCAGCUCAGCCCUCACUGCUCCCCGAACCUCCCAGCCUCAGUCCCCUCCUGGCCCUGGGGGUCCCAGGAGGCCAGGCAGGGAGCCCAUUCCCUUCUCACAGCCAGCCCUCUGGGCGUGCGCAGCCGGUCCCUCCCUCCCCUGCGGCCGGAGACCUGGAGUGCCCCCCACCUUGGAGUCUGCCCCUGUACUUUCUCCCUGGGAGGGUUUCUGGUCAGCCCACCGUCCUUGCCCGGUCCAACGCUGUCACGGCCUCUGUGCCGGCUGAGGCACAGGGAUGGGAGCUCACCCCCAAAUAGAGCACCAUGAGCACCCAAGGGAGGAUGGUGUUUGGGUUGAGGUUCUGGGGCCCUUGGACUCCACUGGGUACCCUGGCCAGAGGUGGGGGCAGAGCUCGCAGGCUGCUCCCCGCUGGAAGUGCUGGGAGCCAGUCCCUCCGGGUGGGCGUCUGGCCCAGGGCCGGAACCUCAGCCCACUCCUCCUCUGGAUGCUGGGACUCCACAGAGAGGGAGCUGAGCCCUGGGGUUUCCCAGGGAAGUGGCCCAGGAGUUCUGAGGACUUCGGGAUGCUCCCCACACACCUCUAUUCGGUGGAAGGGGGAAUGCAGUGGGGGCAGGGGGCUGAGAAAACCAGGAAGGGACUUAACCAGGGGGCGGGGCCAUGUGGGGAUUGGGCUUGUCACCAGUAGAGUGGCCCAAGAUACAAGGACCCAAUACGGCAUCCAGACGCAGCUGGCCUUCAUGCUGAAGCCCAAGUUUCAAUUUCGCCCACCCCGUGUGGGGCGUGGGGAGCCCACCAAACCCUCAGUGUUCACAUUCACUGGAUCGGAUGAGGGGGGAGGGAUCAACUGUCGAGGACCCCGGAGUGGAGAGGCAUAGGGCAGCUCAGAAGGGGGUUUGUAACUGGGGUCCCUCUGCUUGUGGGCAG
Phyllostomus discolor (pale spear-nosed bat) is the source of this 3789-nucleotide messenger RNA. It is a transcript of the gene PAX7, whose product is annotated as paired box 7. Gene Ontology annotation, molecular function: DNA-binding transcription factor activity, RNA polymerase II-specific; RNA polymerase II cis-regulatory region sequence-specific DNA binding. Gene Ontology annotation, biological process: anatomical structure development; regulation of transcription by RNA polymerase II. The transcript has 9 exons. Bases 1315 to 2832 code for a protein of 505 amino acids. The record is from RefSeq and is a predicted model, not a curated record. NCBI's taxonomy places the organism in Eukaryota, Metazoa, Chordata, Mammalia, Chiroptera, Phyllostomidae.